AUAUGGUGAUCUCCGGCGACGCAAGCAUAUCGGUUCAAAUUCCAUCUUUGAAAGGUUCUUCACUCUAGGAAAAUGGCAUUUUCACUCAUUGAGUUGAUCAAGAGUUUUUGGGUAAAAUUGGACAACUCGAUAACAAAACCGAUUCAACCGAACGUGCACAAAUUUAUUAUUGCAAUUCUCUUCUCGUCCUUCAUGGUAAUAGGACUUGUUAUGUGGGACAACAACCGUACGCAGGAAGAGAAUCUUAGAUUGGUCUUUGCUGGUAUCGUGCCUGGUGUUUUGCUUCAGAUGAUUAAUUUCAACAAAUAUAUUCCUGAGAUUAGAAAAUGGAGGUGUCUGAGGUUAAAAGGACCUAUAAUUGAAACAGUGAAUGCUAUUUCCGGAUGGUUCAUUGCAUUUGGCCUAUCAAAAGUGUUCCAUGAUGCUGAAUCUAUGCUGAAUUUUGUCUUUGCUGGACUGUUUUUUCUCAUGACACUCUCAAUCUGGGACUUACUACGACCUGAGAUUGAUCUUGGUCUAGUGAGCGGGCUGUGCAGUUUCCUUUCUAUUAAAGCUGAAAUAUUAGCAACUCGAUAUGAAAGGAUCCCCGUUGGAAUUGUUGCUAUCUCUCUACUAUAUGUCCAUUUUCGUAGAGCUGAGGCAGGAAAGGAUGAUCAGAGUGCAGAGCAAUCAAGAUGGGGAACAAGGGAUAUAUGAGGCGAAACACCUUUUUCUCCCCACACCCAACAGGACAUAGAUGUAGCUUCUACCGUGGCUUCUGCCACUUUAGGUAUCAUCACAUAGGGCUUCUGAAAAAGAAUUGAGGAAUGAGAAAACAGGGGAAAGUUUUAUAUUCCAGCUCUUCUGCACAGGUGUGUGUAAAUUUGCUUAGAAGCCUGGAAGGUCGGUCUAAACAUGGUAUCUCCAUUAUUAUUUGUAUAUGUUGUAAAGAUAUUUUAAAGAUUCAAACACCAAUGAGGCUUUAUUUCAGUUGUUAAAGGACGGGUAAGGCUUGAGAGAUCCUAGUUUCAAAUUCCAUCACUCCACAAUUGGUUGAAUAUCAAAUUAAAAAUUGUGAUGUCUU
Messenger RNA from Rubroshorea leprosula, 1063 nucleotides. NCBI's taxonomy places the organism in Eukaryota, Viridiplantae, Streptophyta, Magnoliopsida, Malvales, Dipterocarpaceae. The record is from the annotation of a GenBank genome assembly.